This is a messenger RNA of Symbiodinium pilosum, 1626 nucleotides long. The record is from the annotation of a GenBank genome assembly. NCBI's taxonomy places the organism in Eukaryota, Dinophyceae, Suessiales, Symbiodiniaceae.
AUGAGCAUGCACGAAAUUGGUGCGCACAGGGCGUCACAGCUCAGAAAGUGGGUCCUGAAGAUCCGCGAUGUUCAGGAACAUGAAGAGGAGAUACGAGACAGCGUGCCAACCCACUGCCUAGAGGUGCUCGAGCGCAAGAGAUUGGCCAUCUUCGACGAGCUUCUCAGAGAAGCGGGUCACCGUGACACCGACCUGGUGCAGGACAUUGCUCGUGGCUUCGACUUGAGCGGUCCUAUACCGGGCUGCCGAGAGUUCAAGCCAAAAUUGACUCUUGCAUCAAUGCCUGUGCGUGAACUUCACCGUGCCGCACCUCUCAUGCGAGAGAUAACAAUGGCCAACACUGGUUCGUCCGGGGAUGCUGUCUUGGAUGAAGCGCUCUACGAGGCGACCAUGAAAGAGGUGAGCAAGGGGCAUUGUGUUAACGCCACUGCCUCUUCUGUUGACAGCGUGGCCGUUCACUCUGCCGACACUGUAGCCGCCGGGCUAUGCUACAGAUUGCACCGCGACAUGAAGUGCCGCACCCAUGGUGGAGUGCACACCCGUGCGUGGGAUUUGCACAAGGCUUACAAAAAUCUACCUCUGAGCACCCAAGCUAAGGACGAAGCCUUCCUCUCGGUUUUCAAUCCGCGGGCAAACAAGGCAGAGCUGUUCUCCCAAAAGGUGUUGCCCUUCGGGGCGAGAUCUUCCGUGCAUGGUUUCAUUCGCACUUCCUUCGGGAUGUGGAGGGUCGGACUCACUUUACUGCUCCUCCAUUGGAGCAUCUUCGUGGACGACUACAUAGGUGCUGAAGUCCCCCCGCUCGCCAAGGUGUUUGAACUGUGCGUGGAGACUCUGUUCCGGAUCUUAGAUUGGGAAACAUCUGCAGACAAGGAUCAGAAUGAGCUUGACACCACAGAGGCCAAGGCCGGUUUCGUGUACCUCCGGAAUACCAGCAAGAGAAAACAUGAACUCAUCGACUUGAUCUCUGACAUUCUAUCCCACGGGCUCCUGACUUCCAAGGAGUGCCAACGCCUGAGGGGCAGGAUUCAGUUUGCAUCAAAUCAAGUGGCUGGGAAGCGUGCCGGCCUCGCUUACAAGGCGCUGUCCAGACACCUUGUGAGGGGCGACCCCAGGGUCGGAGAUGAUCUCCAGCGGAGCCUGCUCUUCCUGCGUGACAACUUCCUUGAGGGCCCGCCUCGUAUCUUGUGUUCCAACAUGCUGCACCUCUGGCACAUGUACGUCGACGUUGCGUGCUUCAGCGUGUGGGCAUGCGACGAGCUCAGAUCUUUGAUUAGUCCCGGCAGUGGGAACCCUAUCUUUGAAUACGAGUGCUUGGCCAUCCUACUGGGCCUACGCACGUGGUCGGGCCUCCUUCGAGGCUGCAACGUGGUCGUCUUCUCCGACAAUCAGGGGGCGCUUGGAGCCAUGAUUUCGGGAUCGUCGGACAAUGAGUGUGGAGCACUCAUCGUGAACCGCACACACGACCUUCUUGAUACCAUGUGCGUGAACGCAUGGUUCGAAAGAGUCAACACUGCCUCUAACAUUGCGGAUCCGCCGUCUCGUGGCGCCGAUCUGGAGGGCCUGGGGAAAGGUUUUGAAGUCGAUGCCCUCCGCAUUGCUAAGGAAGCUCUCAGCUCGUGGGAUUAG